Molecule: messenger RNA, 831 nt
Organism: Exophiala spinifera
Lineage: Eukaryota; Fungi; Ascomycota; Eurotiomycetes; Chaetothyriales; Herpotrichiellaceae
Exons: 1
Coding region: 1-831 (276 amino acids)
Molecular function (GO): phosphatase activity
Source: RefSeq, a predicted model, not a curated record
AUGCCUUUCCCAGAGACACUCAACGCGAAGCCUCGCGUAAUCUUCUUCACCGACUUUGACGGCACGAUCACGCUCCAAGACACCAACGACUUCAUCACCGACAACUAUGGCAUGGGCAAGGCGGAGCGGCGGCAGCUCUUCCACGCGGUGAUUGACAACACCGACACGUUCCGCAACACGUUCCAGAAGAUGCUCGACUCGUGGAAGAUGCCGUUCCCGCAGGUGCUGUCGAUCCUGCGCGACAACAUCAGCCUCGACCCGCACUUCCGGGACUUUAUGGUGUGGGCGCGGGCGCACGACGUGCCCGUGGUGGUGCUCAGCUCGGGCAUGAUCCCCGUCAUCGAGACGCUGCUCCGCCACCUGCUCGGCGAGGAGCUGAUGCGGGACAUCGAGAUCGUCGCCAACGAGACGCAGCUCCGCGCGCCGGGCAACUCGCUCGACGUCGCCGACGGCUGGACCAUCAAGUUCCACGACGACUCGGGCUUCGGCCACGACAAGUCGCUGACCAUCCGCCCCUACGCGGACGCCAUCGCCAAGAUGGCCCCCGACGAGCGGCCGACGCUGCUGUACGCCGGCGACGGCGUCAGCGACCUCAGCGCCGCCCGCGAGACGGACCUGCUGUUCGCCCGCGCCGGCCAGGACCUCAUCACCUACUGCGAGCGCGAGGGCAUCCCCUUCACCGAGUUCGAGUCCUGGAAGACCAUCCUCCAGGAGACCCAGGACAUCUACCACGGCAGGAAGACCGUCAAGAAGAUCGCCGCCGAGGGCCUCAAGAAGCACCGCACCUACUCGAUCGAGCACGGCGAGCAAAUGAGACCCACCACCCACUAG